Trachemys scripta elegans is the source of this 1154-nucleotide messenger RNA. RefSeq names its product membrane associated ring-CH-type finger 11 (gene MARCHF11). Gene Ontology annotation, biological process: protein ubiquitination. Gene Ontology annotation, molecular function: zinc ion binding; ubiquitin-protein transferase activity. Lineage: Eukaryota; Metazoa; Chordata; Testudines; Emydidae. The record is from RefSeq and is a predicted model, not a curated record.
AUGGUGACAGUGCCCCGGGGAGAAGGGGCGGCUCGGAGAGAGCCCGGGGGGAGGCGGGGGCCGUGGGGCGACAAACCCGAGACCCGCUCCGUGUGCGGCAGCGAUAGCGGCAGCGACAGCAACCCCGGCGGCGCCGGCCCCAUCUGCAAGAUCUGCUUCCAGGGCGCCGAGCAGGGUGAAUUGUUAAAUCCUUGCCGAUGUGAUGGGUCGGUACGGUACACACAUCAAUUGUGCCUCUUAAAGUGGAUCAGUGAAAGAGGGUCAUGGACCUGUGAACUCUGCUGUUACAGAUACCAUGUUAUAGCAAUUAAAAUGAAAAAACCUUGCCAGUGGCAAAGCAUUACAAUAACACUGGUUGAGAAAGUGCAGAUGAUUGCUGUAAUCCUAGGAUCUCUGUUCUUAGUAGCAAGUGUGACUUGGCUUCUAUGGUCAGCCUUCAGCCCCUAUGCAGUAUGGCAAAGAAAGGACAUCCUUUUUCAAAUCUGCUAUGGAAUGUAUGGUUUUAUGGAUCUAGUGUGCAUAGGACUGAUUGUACAUGAAGGUGCAUCAGUUUACAGAGUGUUUAAGCGUUGGAGGGCUGUUAAUCUUCACUGGGAUGUAUUAAAUUAUGAUAAAGCUACAGACAUAGAAGAGAGCAAUCGAGGAGCAUCUUCACCGGGUAGGACAUUGUGGUUACCACUAACUGCAUUUAGAAACAGAAGUUUAAUUCAUCCAACACAGUUAACCUCUCCAAGAUUUCAGUGUGGAUAUGUAUUGCUGCAUCUGUUCAAUCGAAUGAGACCUCAUGAGGAUUCAUCAGAAGAUAACAGUUCUGGAGAGGUUGUGAUGAGAGUGACCUCAGUGUAAAGAUAAUGCUCACUGUGCUACACAAAUAAGGAUAAUGUGCCCUGGACUUUACAGUACUCCGGAAUGUAGUUGCAAUGAAUGGCACUUCUGAAAAUAUUUACAACUUUUAAAACAUUUAAUGCUUUUUAUAUGAUCAGUUGAAUUGCAAAUACAUUUUUCUGAAAAAGUUGUUGCUUGCUUUUUUAUAGUCUGGUAUAUUACAUAGUUUGGUCAAUUUGUACUUGAAAUUUAUAAAAAUAUAAUUUAACUCUCAUUGCCUUGAAUAAUGAGGAAACCAAUCUUUUAAGCCAAAAAUAUCUGUCAUAGCG